CUGGCGAGCCGGUCGGGCCAGUGCCAGCCAGUGCCGCUCCACCCCUCUUCUCGAGCACAUCACGGACGUCCCCCGCCGCGGCCCGUCCCGGUUCGCCCGCGCUACUGCAACACGGUGCCCGUCCGCCCGUACUACUAGCCCAGCCCGCGCGUCGCGGCUUUCCGCACGUCCUUGUUUCUUUGCGGAAAAGCAAGAACGCUUCUCGUUCGUUUGCGCCGGGUGCUCGGGGGUCGUCGUCGUUUCGGCGACAAGUGAGCGCGCAGUGAGUGAGUGAGUGGUUGUUUACCUUGCGCGGCCUAUCGCGGUAGCCUCGCGCAGGGCCGCCGUGUGGUGAUCGCCGUGCUAUCUGUGGUGCAAGCCCCGCUGUCACUGUCGUGCCGCCCGCCACGCCCCUCGCCGCCACGCCCCGCCACGCCGCUCUCUUUGGAUAUGUGCCGCCGCCCCCGGUGCCGCCCCCCGCCGCCAACGGCAGCAGCAGCUCCGCCGCCGCCGCCGCCGCCCCUGGCGCGCCACUGACCAGGGCCACCACGCUCUCGAGCACCACGAGGCGCCACGCCGCAGCACGCCCGGUCGCCAGCGUGACCACCAAGCUGGGUAAGUCCGUGCGAUUGUGGGAAUCUCCCGGGCGCAUCCGGGGAGGACGAGGGUUGGGGGAGCGAUGGCGACCCUGGAGCGGCUGCAUCAGCAGCAGCAGCAGCCGCCGCCGCCGCAGCCAAGUCGGAGGGCGAGGUGGCGGAGUCCUCCGGCGACAAGGAGGGCCCGAUGGAGGCCGUCAAGCAGGAAGCCCCCGCCAGCCCCCAGGACAACGAGGACGACGGCGAUGAGGCCGCCGCCGCCUCCUCCCCCCGUGACAGCCCCGCGACCAGCCCGGGGGGAGGCAGCCCGCGCGGCAGCCAACAGCACAGCCCGCCGGUGACCCUGCCCGCGCGCAGCCGCAGCUGCAGCCCCGCGGACAGCCCGCAGCCGCCCGCCAGGUUGGUGGACCUCGCGGACGACAAGGACGGCGGCGGCAAGGAGAGCGACAAGGAUAGACCCGCGGGGGAUGCCGUCGGCGCUGACCGCGGGCGCGCGGGCACGACGGCGACGUCCGCGGCGGCGGCAGCGGGAGGCCCGCGGCUGCGACUCAACCCCAGCCUGGCGACGGACCCGGCGGCCGGCGCGGCGGCGCUGCCCUCUGGCGGCGCGCGGAGGGACUUCCUGGCCGCGCUGCCCGCCUUCCACUCUGCAG
Molecule: messenger RNA, 1228 nt
Organism: Frankliniella occidentalis (western flower thrips)
Lineage: Eukaryota; Metazoa; Arthropoda; Insecta; Thysanoptera; Thripidae
Exons: 4
Source: RefSeq, a predicted model, not a curated record